UAAUUUCAGGAUUUCAGGAUUAAAUUUCACUGGAUGAACUUUGCGAUUUGAUUAAUUCAUCCAGAUGAGUAUUGAGCCAUUCAAUAGGUUGGUGAAACUUGCUGCAAGAGCUUUUUAUGAUGACAUUACGACUAAAGGAGACAAUCAGCCAAAGUCCGGUAGAAGUGACAAUCGAGGAAUUGCAGUGGUGAUACUAGAUGCGCUCACAAGGCGACAAUGGGUGAGGGAAGAAGACUUGGCAAAAGACUUGAAGUUGCACACGAAGCAACUACGCCGCACCUUGCGGUUCUUUGAAGAAGAAAAGCUCAUCACACGGGACCAUAGGAAAGAGGGAGCAAAGGGUGCAAAAGUAUACAAUGCUGCAGUUGCAGCUACUGUUGAUGGCCUGCAUGGGAAAGACGGAGAUGACAAAAUAAAGAUGCAUACUCAUUCCUAUUGCUGUCUGGACUAUGCACAGAUAUAUGAUGUUGUGAGGUACAGACUGCACCGAAUGAAGAAAAAGUUAAGAGAUGAGCUGGAUAACAAAAACACAGUGCAGGAGUAUAUAUGUCCCAACUGUGGGAAAAGAUAUACUGCAUUGGAUGCAUUGCGGUUGGUCUCUCCGGAGGAUGAGUAUUUCCAUUGUGAAAGUUGCAAUGGGGAACUAGUGGCAGAGAGCGACAAGAUAGCUUCUCAAGGGUCUGCAGAUGGGGAUGACAAUGAUAGGAGACGACGUCGUGAGAAAUUGGAAGACAUGCUUCAUAGGGUGGAGGCACAACUCAAACCAUUGAUGGAUCAACUUGCCAGAGUAAAAGAUUUACCCGCUCCUGAGUUUGGAAGCCUUCAAGCAUGGGAAUUGCGAGCCAACGCUGUGGCCCGAGGUGCAAAUGGAGAUAAUGCAAAUGACUCAAAGUCAGGACAAGGGCUUGGAUUUGGUGGAACACCUAUGCCUUUUGUUGGGGAGACAAAGGUUGAAGUUGCUUUCUCUGGUCUUGAGGAAAAAGGAGAUAUCAAAUCUGAGGUUUCAGCUACACCAAUGAAAGUUUUGCCUCCAUGGAUGAUAAAGGAGGGAAUGAAUCUUACAAAGGAGCAGCGUGGAGAGGUCAAGCAAGAGUCGAAUACGGAGGGUACUUCUGCUGCAGCGGGAUCAUCUGAUGACAAGAAGUCCAUAGAAACUGAGGAUGUGAAAAAUAUAAAGGAUGAAUAUGUUAAGGCAUAUUACGAGGCUCUAUUCAAGCGGCAAAGAGAGCAAGAAGAAGCUGCCAAAAUGUUACCAGAAACAUCAACUACAGAUGGAGUGUAUCACACCUCUACUGAGCGCCAAGUUGGCAUGAAAUCCAAACGCGAAGAGGAGGACGAAGGAGAGGAUAUCGAAUGGGAGGAGGCCCCACCUGCAGGUACUAAUACAACUGGAGCUCUCAAGGUAGACUUGAAUGUUGAAGCAGAUGCUUCGGGAGACGACAACGAUGAAGAAGAUGACAUAGACUGGGAAGAAGGUUGAUGGUCAAAGUAAUGUUUAAGCCCCAAGAUUUGCAGACUGCCCGGGUCUGUAAGCAUGUUGUAGCGAUGUGAAGAGACAGACAUCGUCAUCCGGACAUUGGGUUGUUUGGUUAAGUUAUGCAAAAAUUGUAAUACAUGGAUUGAUCAUGCAGAGGUUAUAACACACAUUAUUUUUUGUCAAGAGCGUUUGUUCUUUGUACUAAAGAAUAGGGUAUGUAGGGUCAAAAUUUAAAAUAUGGGUUUAUUUUUUUUUUUAACUUAAUAGAAUUUAAAGGAUGAUGAUGAAGGAUUUAAAGAAAAGCUUAAGGGUGGUUUGUCUUUUGAUGUUUAA
Molecule: messenger RNA, 1810 nt
Organism: Lycium ferocissimum
Lineage: Eukaryota; Viridiplantae; Streptophyta; Magnoliopsida; Solanales; Solanaceae
Exons: 10
Coding region: 65-1480 (471 amino acids)
Biological process (GO): transcription initiation at RNA polymerase II promoter; transcription open complex formation at RNA polymerase II promoter
Cellular component (GO): transcription factor TFIIE complex
Source: RefSeq, a predicted model, not a curated record